Molecule: messenger RNA, 715 nt
Organism: Callorhinchus milii (elephant shark)
Lineage: Eukaryota; Metazoa; Chordata; Chondrichthyes; Chimaeriformes; Callorhinchidae
Exons: 3
Coding region: 98-412 (104 amino acids)
Source: RefSeq, a predicted model, not a curated record
UGUAAUUUUUAAUCGAUCUCAUGCUACAGCUGAUAAAGUCGACGUCCGUGGAGUUGCCAAUUUGACACAGGUACUGGACAACUGGAGAUUUGACAUCAUGGCUCAGUUCAGAAACCUGCUGCUGAAUGAUCACCAGGCUCUCCUCCCCGAUUACGCCAGGAUCUCUCCUCUCUCGGAGGCACUCGAUGACCUGUUUAAGGAAUUUAACGCCCUGAAGGAACACCUUGGGGACCUGAGCGAAAAGUUCGUAGACAUCGAGGGUUUUGUGGACGAAAUGAAAUCCGGGAAGUUGAACGAUGCCAGGGUUCGCCUGCAGAGGCCCAACGGUGUACCGCCCCGGCAAAAGCAAACCCCGCCCAAGAAAAAGGCCACGGGCCCAAAGAAGAAGGCGGUUGAAAACCCUGCGCCAUAAGGAAACACGUCGGACCACCCGCAACUCUCCGCAUUUACACAGAUCUCGACGGAUUUGCACAGACGUUUGUAGGAAUUGAUUAAAGACCCGAAAUGUUUGCGAACCAGUUAUGUAAAGGCUUUGUCAAGGCAAGAUACCGCCUUAAUGCUUUUGCAGGCUAACAAUCACAUUUCUAUACUCUAGCUGGUGCUCUGGAAGCAAGGUAGAACGUUUAUUGUUUUGUUUUCCAAAUGUAUGCAACUCCUGUAUCCUUUUGACACGUAUGUCUUUUUUUCUCUGCCUUUUAAGUUAAUUAAAAUAAGC